AUGUCGUCCAACGUGUGCACGUACAACCCGCUGUUCCUGGAAGGCACGUGUUCCUCCCGCUACUCAGACGCUGCGGCUCUGCUAAUAGACGAGGUGUUCUUAUCCCUGGCUGAGGCAGACUGCGAGCUGGCCAACCCCUGCAACUACCCUCCUCAGUACAAUCCUAGGGACUGGGAGGAGUUCGACUUCAUCGUCGUAGGUGCAGGAUCUGCCGGCUCCGUGGUAGCCAAUAGACUGACAGAGAUCGCCGGGUGGACGGUCCUCCUGAUUGAAGCUGGAGGGGAUCCUCCCAAAACAUCUGAAGUGCCCAAUUUAUUCGAUACAUUAUACAAUACGGAAUAUCAAUGGAAUUAUCGAUCUAACUCUGAAGAACCGAUCUGUUUAGGAUUUACUGGUAGCCAAUGCAACUGUGGGAUGGGUAAAAUGUUGGGUGGAUCCAGUUCACAUAACGAACUAAUGUACGUAAGGGGAAACUAUAAGGACUAUGAUGGUUGGGAGGCUCAAGGAAAUGUUGGUUGGAGUUAUAAAGACGUUUUGCCCUAUUUUAAAAAGUCUGAGGAUAUGAGAGCUUCAGGAGUUAAGUGCACCCCUGAUUUCUUCAACUACCAUUCAGUCGGUGGCCCUUUAAAGGUUGAUGACUAUAACAUUGACAAUAUAGAACCAAUACGUUCCAUAUUGGCGGGAGGUUUAUCUGAACUUGGAUACUUCAUAAACCCUGAUCAUAACGGUAGAUAUCAGUCAGGGUUCUGUAGACUAUCAGCCACUAUGGAAGAUGAUAGACGUUGUAGCACAGCAAAGGCCUUUUUAACUCCAAUAAAAGACAGACAAAACUUGAGAGUAACUAAGUUUGCGCAAGCAACAAAAAUAUUAAUAGACGAAAACACUAAGGUGGCAUAUGGCGUUGAGCUGAUUGACAGAAAUGGCUACUUAGUUAGAGUUAUAGCUAAGAAGGAAGUGAUAUUGUCUAGUGGAGCCAUCAGCAGUCCACAGCUGUUAAUGCUUUCAGGGAUAGGUCCGAGUGAACAUUUAUGGGAGCAUGGAAUAAAUGUUAUACACGAUCUACCUGUUGGCAAACGAUUGGAAGAUCAUCCAAUGGCAUAUGGCGUAAUGAUAUCACUUGACGUAUCUUUACCAGAAGUCGACCAAAGACAAAGCAUGUUUAACUUCUUAUUGAAAUUCAACAGCACUUUAGCUGGAAAAGGGAUCAGUUCAUUCGUUUUGUUUAUGGAGAGUGAGAGGAAAGGUUUGGACUACCCAGAUGUUCAAGUUUAUUUUUAUCACUAUAAUAAGAAUUCAACUGGUAUUUUACAGUUUGCUAGGGGUAACGGGUAUAAUGAAGAAAUCGUUGAGAGUUUUAGAUCUAUCAACGAGCACUCACCCGUUCUGUUUGUUACACCGAAUCUCGUCGGGUCAGAAAGUAGAGGUUCUGUCCGACUUCAAAGUAAAAACCCAUUGCAAUUCCCAAGGAUAACUCUUGGCCAUUACUCGGACCCAAGGGAUGUUGAUACUGUAGGCAAAGCCAUUGAUUUCCUUCGUGGUUUGGUGUUCACAGAACCGUUCAAAGCAGUAAAUGCCAGAUAUCAUGAAGUAUUUGUUCGAAGUUGUUCAAAAUUCCCUUAUGAUUCUCGUCCAUACAGGGAAUGUUUUCUUAGACACCUGUCGAGCGUCGGUUAUCAUUUUGUAGGCACGUGCCGCAUGGGACCCCCGGGACACCCCGAGGCCGUGGUAGACCCUCAACUCCGGGUACAAGGUGUGAGUAGAUUGAGAGUCAUCGACGCCUCUGUGAUGCCGAAGAUUACACGAGGCAACACCAACGCCCCAACCAUCAUGAUAGCAGAGAAAGGUUCGGACCUCAUCAAACACACUUGGCUCAGCACUCCUUACAAUGGUGUGGAGGGAUUCAGCAGAGCGUUGCCUUUACAACUUAGAGGCUGGUAAUACUAAUCUACAAGACAAAUAAAAGUAUUGUUGUACUAUUGUAGUUGUUGUAUUCAUU
This is a messenger RNA of Macrosteles quadrilineatus (aster leafhopper), 1996 nucleotides long. RefSeq names its product glucose dehydrogenase [FAD, quinone]-like. The transcript has 2 exons. NCBI's taxonomy places the organism in Eukaryota, Metazoa, Arthropoda, Insecta, Hemiptera, Cicadellidae. The record is from RefSeq and is a predicted model, not a curated record. Gene Ontology annotation, molecular function: oxidoreductase activity, acting on CH-OH group of donors; flavin adenine dinucleotide binding. Bases 1 to 1938 code for a protein of 645 amino acids.